Messenger RNA from Anolis carolinensis (green anole), 4791 nucleotides. Its product is annotated as interferon-inducible GTPase 5. Gene Ontology annotation, cellular component: membrane. NCBI's taxonomy places the organism in Eukaryota, Metazoa, Chordata, Lepidosauria, Squamata, Anolidae. The coding region runs from base 2115 to 3446 and encodes 443 amino acids. The transcript has 4 exons. The record is from RefSeq and is a predicted model, not a curated record. Gene Ontology annotation, molecular function: GTPase activity; GTP binding.
UGGUUUAAGCUCCAACUCUUUCAGUGUGCGUUUGAAUAGCCACCAACAUGAUAGACCCGAUCACCAAUACAUUGCUUCUUAGCACUUUAUUCCCUUCCUACUUUACCCUAUCAAAUAUUAUACCAGUUGACUCUCUGACACUUGAUCAUGCACUUUAUUAAAAAGCUUUGAAAUCGUGUAUUUUUAUAUGCCCAACCUCUUUUUAUCUUUAGUGGCUGAUGUUUGUAUCUACCCCAUUUUGUUUGGUUAUUAUGUGUUUUAUUGUAUGUUGUAUGUUGAGUUAUGUUUUAACUGCUUAUUUUAUUUUAUUUUAUUAUUGUAUCAUUGUUUUUAGCUCUAGAUACUUGUUGUAAUUGUUCUUUUUUGGUUCUGUUUUGGGCUUGGCCCCAUGUUAGCCGGCCCGAGUCCCUUCGGGGAGAUGGUGGCAGGAUAGAAAAAUAAAGUAUUAUUAUUAUUAUUAUUAUUAUUAUUAUUAUUAUUAUUAUUAUUAUUAUUAUUAUAAGUUUUCUCCACUUCUUUUCCUGAAUGUCUGUGCUCCUACUCCACCCCAGUACAGAAUUAAACAAUUCUAUCAUCACUUCUGCGCUUUUCAGAGUACACUCAGGCCACCAAUAUUUACAGAUCACUUAUUUUGUAGCAAUUGUUUAAUUAGCUCUACCUUCUCACCUCAAUCUGUCUGCUGUCCAGCUCUUCACUGCAGUCUUUCCAACAACACCAGUCCCUUACUCCUUUCCCUACCUUCCCAUUGAAGCAAUCCCCAGAUUUGAAACUCCUGUCUUGCCCCCCUGCUUACCUUUCCACGGAAGCCUAAUCCAGACUUGAAAACCCCUUUGUUUCUGCCUUCUCCAUAUUCCAUUGCACAUCAUCCUGUCACAAUCCUCUCCCAUUCCCCACUGAUGUAUCUUCUUCCCUGUUGUUUCCUUUGGCUCCCCACCACCACCUUCAAUUUAGGUUGACACUUGUGUUGGGGUGCCAGUCUAUCUCAUGAGCAGAGGACGAGAAAGAGUGAAAAUGAUGAUGGGGCAGAGAAGGGUUUGGCAUAGAAGUGCUGAGCCUGAUAUGUAAAAGUGUGUUGCUUUCAGAAAGUAAUACAAAUAGAAUUUACUUGUUUGAAUUGGAUUUAUUUCUUAUACAAAUGGAACGACAAGAUCAUGAGCUGUAAGGAACAUUUGAACCAUAAGGAACAUCUUUGUUUUUGCCAAUUUAUCAGGCUCUGAGAAGAAGGUUUAUGAGAACCUAACUAUGGGUCAAUAGCAGAUCGCGUGGUGGAUAGGUUGGAGACUGUGCAGAGAAGGAACCUGGGAAUAUAGUAGGUCUUGUUGAGUUUGGUUUGGUGAACUUGUGUCCCAUAUAUAAAUUGGCAAUGUCUAGGUUUGCUUUUAGGAUUUUUUUUAAAGUAUACACAAGCUGACGAUGGUUGAAGUAAUGCAGACUCUGUGAACACAGAUGGCUGAUUGCACUAACUUCCUCAGUGACCAAAAAAAGAUAUAUACAGGUUAGCAAAACUUGACACAUUAGCAUUAGUAUACAGCAGGGGUUCCCACCGGAUGGAACCAGCCCCCCAAGGUUGUUUACCUGGCUCCCACUCAAAACUUCAGACUACUGGUGUCAUCACCCUCUUCUUGCUCCUUAACUCUCCUUUCCAUUCCUUUCCUCUCUCUAUCUCCCCCAAAACAGAGAUAAUUCUCUCCACCCGCUCUUGCUUCUUAAUUCUCUUUUCCUUUCCUUCCACUCCUCUCUGUGCGCUCUCUCUCUCUCUCUCUCUCUCUCUAAAACCAGGGGGUGGGGGUAGGAUGGUUUGGGGGAGGAGGUUAUCUUCUCCACCCCUCUUGCUUCUUUAAUCAUUCUUUCUUCUGCUCUGCUCUGCUCUGCUCUGCUCCUUUCCACUUUCUAUCUCCUUAUAAAACAGAGGGAUCAUUUAUUGGGACAGUUCCUAUCUCUGUUUUAUUUCUAUUUUUCUACCAUAGCACAUGGCAUUGAAUGUGUGCCGUUCUUGUUUUUGAAAGCCGCCCUGAGUUCUUUUGGGGAGAGAGGAUCACCGGAGUCCUCCAGAACAGCCGACAUGGGUUGCAAUAUUUCACAACCAAAGAGGGCUGAAGAGAAAAAGAACUCAGAUGUGCUUGUGUGGUCAAGCCAGGCCAGCUCAGACAAGCCAUCAAAAUGCACUUUCUGAAAUAUCAUUUUUUGAAGAGAUGAGAUCAGUUUUAAAAACCAUAAUUUCUUUACCAAAUGCCAAAGAAGACUUAAUCCGAAACAUAGCUGAGAAAUUAUGUGAAACUUUUAAUGCUGUAUCUAUUUAUGAAGUAGCUCGUGAGUUGGAAAGAUCCCUGGAAUUGUGGGAAAAAACAGAGCUUCACAUUGCAGUCAUUGGGGAGACUGGGGCUGGGAAAUCUUCUUUCAUCAAUGCUAUGAGAGGCCUAAAGCCUGGAGAUGUUGGAGCUGCCCAAGUUGGAGUGACAGCAACAACUUCGAACCCAAUCUGUUAUGAGAGUCCGAAUGAUCCGAAUGUGAAGUUCUGGGACCUGCCAGGGGUAGGAGCUCCAGAAUUUCGAUCAAAUGAUUACCUUGAGAAGGUUAAUUUCCACCGUUACGACUUCUUCAUUAUUCUAUGCUCAAAGCGCUUCCGGGACAUUCACAUUGACCUAGCUCAGAUAAUUGAUAAUGAAAAGAAGAAGUUUUAUUUUGUGCGCACAAAAGUGGAUGAAGAUUUGACAAACAUGGAAAGGGAUUAUCCUAGGACCUUCAAUGAAGCAAAUGUCCUACAAAAUAUUAGGGAUGACUGUAACAGAUAUUUCCAAGUAUACAUGGGGAGUUUUAUCCCCCAGGUUUUUCUGCUAUCCUCUUGCAAAUUGGAAAGGUUUGACUUUUACCUUCUGAUAGAGAGGCUUGAAGGAGAUCUGCCCAUACUGAAGAAACUGAAGUUCAUCUUGAAUCUCCCCAAUGUGUCAUCUGAUAUCAUACAGCAGAAGAAACAGCUCCUAGAGGGAGAGUUAUGGAAAGUUUCUCUGGUGACUGCAUGCAUAAAUGCUGUUCCACUUCCAGAUUUUCCUGUGGCUUUCAAUGCUAGUUUUUUGCAGAAAUAUAUGGCUGACAUGUACAAGAAAUUUGGAUUGGAUGGUGACUCAUUAGCUUUGUUGGCCUGGCACAUAAACAAGCCUGUAGAAGAGUUGAAGGCUCAAAUUAAAUCAUCACAAGAAGAAUACAUCAGCACAGAUAGUAUAAUAAAGAAAUGUUUCAAUAUUGUUAUGACAUUUGUUGUUUUCUGGAACAAAUAUUUUCCGCUUAGUGUGGUUACUAGUUUAGCUAAUGUAGGCUUAUCAUUUACAAGCACUUCCAGAAUGCUCUAUAAAUUCCUAGAUCAAGUGGCUGAAGAUGCUGAAAGGGUUUCUAAAGAAGCCCUGAAGCAUGUUGAAUAUGAUAUCAAUAGACCUCUUAACAGAACAUGAGAAAUCAACUCUUGUCAAGAAACCAGCCAACCUAUAUGUAUAUAUGCUUUCAGUCAUUUGCUUUACUGUGAUUUGUAACUCUUGAGAAGUAAUAGAAGUCCUCCAGUCAUUGACUGGAGUUAAGAGUGUAUCACAUGGCCAGGGUCACCCAGUGGGUUUUCCAUCAUCAAACAUGGAUUCGAACCAUGAUCUCCAUAGUUGUAGUCCAACACUCAAAUCACUGUGGCACACUGAUUCCCUGUAUUGCCAGUAUUUUUUUUUAUUAUAUCUGCUUAUGUGCUUGUAGAGUUGGUGUGAAAGGAGGCAUUGAUCAACUUCAUUGCCCAUAGUUUUCCCAGGCAAGCAAACUACCUUUCUGCUGCCUAGACAACCCCUUCUCCAUGGCCAUUUAGUGAUCAAGCAAGAGGCGGACUGAUUGCUUUUUUACAGCAGGAUGCACAAAAGAGCACCUUGUCCUAUGUACUGUAAUAUUUUCUGGCAGGUGACACUUGCAGUUUAUGUGAAAUUGCCAAAUCUUUCGACGUGGUCAGUCACAAGUCUCUAACUUUCACAGAUUAGGAGAUAAAUGAAUAUGCAAAUUCUCCAGUUGUGAGGGACACAUCUCUGGGCAAGUGGAAAAGGCCUGGUCCAGGAUAAUUAUGCUAAUUCCUUUUUUUAAAAUGUUGGACAUUGUUUUGUCACCAUAGAUGUAUUUAUUGGGAAUAACAGACAAAGAAUUAGAAAACAAAUAUGGAUUACUUCUCCAAUACAUUUGAACAGCCACAAGAAGACUGUUUGCUCAGAUCUGGGAGCAAACUGAAGUAACAAGUAUAGAAUCAUGAACUCUUAAAGUGGCCAAGUUAUCUCAGGUUGGCAGGUUAACAUGAAUUUUGAAGGGGGAAAAAACUCCAAUUAAUGAUUUCAUGAAAAUCUCAAAGCAAUUUAUGGCCUUUUUUGUCAAAAGACGAAUAAUGAGAUGAUUAUGUUUACGAGCUUUAACUCUUCUAGUAGGGUUAUUUUUUCAAAUCUGUAAUGGGAGACCUAUACAAGCUUUUAUUCUUCUGCAGAAGUUUAUUUUAAUUAUAAAGAAAUUUAUUUUAAUAAGAUUGAGGGCCCUGAGCCCCACAAUGGAUUAAUUACUUAGUAGUUCAGUGUUUACGUAUAGUGUAUCAGUUUUUGUGUUAGAUAACAUAAGUUUCAAAUAUAUUUUGAUGAAUUUAUUCAUUAUUAUAUAUUUUUCUUAUAUUUUAUUGUCUCUUUCUUAUUGUCAUUUUCUUUUACUUUUUCCCUUAUUUUGAAUACUUUGAAAUGUUUUACAUUUCUGUAUUGUACAAACUUAAAAUUAAUAAAAAUUAUGGUACCAAAA